Molecule: messenger RNA, 408 nt
Organism: Nerophis lumbriciformis (worm pipefish)
Lineage: Eukaryota; Metazoa; Chordata; Actinopteri; Syngnathiformes; Syngnathidae
Source: RefSeq, a predicted model, not a curated record
AUGGUGGACAGCAAACCCAUUCUUCAGGACAGACCUCCAGCCUACAACACUGUCCCCGGGGCUUACGAGUAUGCGCCCCCGCAGCAGCAGGCUCAGCAGCCGCACAGCUACGGGGCUAUCCCCGCCGCAGCCCCACCGCCCUACCACUACCCAGACAGCAGACAUGCCUACCCAACAGCCCAAAUGGGAGCAGCUGUGUCCCAUCAGCCCUAUUCUGGAACCUACACAGUUAUUCAACCCUCUGUUGUGGUGGUCGGAGGCUGCCCGGCCUGCAGAGUUGGCGUUCUGGAAGACGACUUUACCUGCCUGGGAAUCCUGUGUGCCAUCUUCUUCUUCCCGCUGGGCAUCCUCUUCUGCUUCGUGCUGCGGCAGAGACGGUGCCCUAACUGCGGCGCCACCUUUGGAUAG